This is a messenger RNA of Diorhabda sublineata, 1344 nucleotides long. RefSeq names its product zinc finger protein 226 (gene Prdm13). The record is from RefSeq and is a predicted model, not a curated record. Gene Ontology annotation, cellular component: nucleus. Lineage: Eukaryota; Metazoa; Arthropoda; Insecta; Coleoptera; Chrysomelidae. The coding region runs from base 1 to 1344 and encodes 447 amino acids. The transcript has 4 exons.
AUGUUUUCACAAGGUUUUCUCAGUGCUUCUUCAACUAAUUUAUCGUGUUACGUGACUGGUUCUUCCGAAUUAUUGGUACCUGGUAGAGUAACCGCUGGUUGUAAUAUACCGCAGGGAUCGGUUACGAGGCCGAUUGAUCCAGCAUCGCUGGUGGAGCAGCCUGACGUUCAGCAGAUUUCUGUAAAACUAUCCCCGCUUGGUACAAUCGAAUUAGAUGAACAAUUUCAGAGUAUUUGGUCUUCGAGGAUCCAUUGGUUACGUGCGUUGCGUUUGUCCGAUGAUUGCCAUUCGUUUAACCUCCAAUUGAAACUACAAUAUAAUAAUAAUGUUAAGAAUAAUCCGGAACAAUCUCCAAAAUUAAUUUUAUGUGCUGUACGACCUAUUGAAAUGGGACAAGAAUUACAACUGUGGUUUUCCGAAGAUGUUCUGGCUAUGGUACAGAUGGCCUUCCUAACUCCCGCUAAUAUACAAGGUCAGAAGAAAUACGUAUGUAAUAGAUGUUCAACAUUAUAUGAAUCACCUAAUCCCCUCAAAUUGCAUAUAACAUUAGGUUGCGGAAAAUUUUCCAUGUCUACACUUUGGCAACGAUUAUCGUUUGCCGUAAACGAAUCUAUGAAGUCGGUUAGUAGAGAAGAGCCGUUCGAUUUUCAAAUUUAUUUGAAACAACAAACGUUUAAGCAAAAAAACGCGAUCGAUUUGAGAAAAAACAUGGAAAAUCGUAAUCCAAUCGACAAUAAAUUGUAUAGACCGUACCAAAACGAACCGAGCGCUUUCAAACCUUUUAAAAAAGGAGAAAAUCCUGAAAAGGAGUAUCCAAAGGUAAAUAAAAAAAUGAAUAUUUUACUGUCGCACUGCAUACAACUGAUUUCUCAGGUUCCAGAUCCUUCUCUAACUUCCGCAUCCGCAAUACUCCCAAAUUGCUUCGAAUUGGGACAACAUGCUGCUUAUAAUGACGAAGCUCAAAUAGAAAGUUUGGUCAGUAGCCUGGGGAAAUCUAGACAAGGCCAUAUUUGUCUUUAUUGCGGAAAGUGUUAUUCGAGAAAGUACGGAUUGAAAAUUCAUAUUAGGACACAUACGGGUUACAAACCGUUGAAAUGCAAGUUUUGUAAUAGACCGUUCGGAGAUCCCAGUAAUCUUAACAAGCACGUCAGGUUACACGCCGAAGGGAAUACGCCUUAUAAGUGUGAUUUGUGUGGAAAAAUUCUAGUACGUAGACGAGAUUUGGAAAGACAUUUGAAAUCUAGGCAUAUGCUAGAAACUCAUCCUGAUUUAAACAUAAUUGUUGAUUCGCCUGAUGCUAAAAAUGAGGCCAGUGGGGAAGAUACUAAAUCAGAAACCAACUAA